This is a messenger RNA of Sorex araneus (European shrew), 7410 nucleotides long. RefSeq names its product calcineurin binding protein 1 (gene CABIN1). Gene Ontology annotation, molecular function: protein binding; nucleosome binding. The record is from RefSeq and is a predicted model, not a curated record. The coding region runs from base 548 to 7156 and encodes 2202 amino acids. Gene Ontology annotation, cellular component: nucleus. The transcript has 38 exons. Lineage: Eukaryota; Metazoa; Chordata; Mammalia; Eulipotyphla; Soricidae. Gene Ontology annotation, biological process: chromatin organization.
GCGGGGGGUCCAGGCGGACUGGCUGUUGCCGUGGAGACGCCUGAGGAGUUCCUGGAGGCCCCCGGUAGGGGCGGGGUUCUUCUGACCCGGGGACAGGGGCGCGAGCACCAGGGGCUUCUGGCCGAGGGCAGCACCGCUGGGGACGCCGAGGCCAACGCGCGUGGGCCCCUUGCCGGCCCUCCCAGCUGCCCGGGGCCUCCUCCCGGCGAGGCCGGGCUACAGCCUCGUGGGUGCUUCUCCAUGACAGCCGCGGCCACCAUUGAUUCUUUGCUGCCGGCUGUAAAGCCCGGCGCCGGCCUUCCACCUCCCGGAGCGGCCGUGCGAGGCCAGAACCCCCGCAUCUCUGCUGCUCCCUCCGGCCUCUGAUUCUACUUCCUGCAGUGUGACCCUCUAUCCCCACAACCACAGCGCCUCGCCACAGCAUUAUUGAGACAUGCUCCACAUAACACUCUGCUCUCCCAGGAGACUUGUGGACUGGCACAGCCCCUGCCAGUGAGGGGAAGCAGCGCUCUGCAGUACUCGGCACUCAGCACUCAGCACUCUGAGAAUGAUUCGAAUUGCAGCCUUGAAUGCCAGCUCCACAGUUGAGGAUGAUCAUGAAGGAAGUUUUAAAAGUCACAAAACCCAGACGAAGGAGGCCCAGGAAGCAGAGGCUUUUGCCUUGUAUCACAAGGCCUUGGAUCUGCAGAAACAUGACCGGUUUGAGGAGUCUGCCAAAGCCUACCAUGAACUCCUGGAGGCACGUCUGCUGCGUGAGGCAGUUUCGUCUGGCGAUGAGAAAGAGGGGUUGAAGCAUCCGGGGCUGAUGUUGAAAUACUCCACGUAUAAGAAUCUGGCCCAGCUGGCAGCACAGCGGGAGGACCUGGAGACAGCCAUGGAAUUCUACUUGGAGGCCGUCAUGCUGGACUCCACCGAUGUCAACCUUUGGUACAAAAUUGGCCAUGUGGCCCUGAGGCUCAUCCGAGUGCCCCUGGCUCGCCAUGCUUUUGAGGAAGGACUGCGGUGCAAUCCCGACCACUGGCCCUGCUUGGACAACCUCAUCACAGUCCUGUACACCCUCAGUGAUUAUACCACCUGUCUGUAUUUUAUCUGCAAAGCUCUGGAGAAGGAUUGCAGAUACAGCAAAGGGCUGGUCCUCAAGGAGAAGAUCUUCGAGGAGCAGCCUUGCCUCCGGAAGGACUCACUCCGGAUGUUCCUCAAGUGUGACAUGUCCAUCCACGAUGUGUCGGUGAGUGCGGCUGAGACUCAGGCCAUUGUGGACGAGGCUCUGGGGCUGCGCAAGAAGAGGCAGGCACUGACCGUCCGAGAGAAGGAGCCGGACCUGAAGCUGGUGCAGCCCAUCCCCUUCUUCACCUGGAAGUGCCUUGGAGAGAGUUUGUUGGCCAUGUACAACCACCUCACCACAUGCGAGCCCCCGCGGCCCAGCCUUGGCCGGCGCAUUGACCUGUCCGACUAUCAGGACCCCAGCCAGCCAGUGGUCUCCUCGGUGGCGGUGGCGCCUGUCAGAGUGGUCCAGCCGAGUCCUGUCAGUGCCAACCCGGCUGUGACUGUGGUGGAACCCGUGCUCUCCUACACCCCCGUAGCCACGGCCGGCUUCCCGCUGCAUAGUGCCAGCCUGCUGGAGACCGGCAUUCCCUCUGGUGACGUUUCCGGGGGAGAUAAAUCCAAGAAAGGAGUGAAGCGGAAGAAGAUUUCAGAAGAGAGUGGAGAGACAGCAAAGAGGCGGUCGGCCCGGGUCCGAAACACCAAGUGUAAGAAAGAGGAGAAGGUGGAUUUCCAGGAGCUCCUGAUGAAGUUUUUGCCGUCCAGGCUGAGAAAGUUGGAUCCCGAGGAGGAAGAGGACCCCUUCAACAACUACGAAGUCCAGUCAGAAGCCAAACUGGAGAGCUUCCCGAGCAUCGGCUCGCACAGACUGUCUUUCGACUCGGCCACGUUCAUGGAAUCUGAGAAGCAGGACGUGCACGCGUUCCUGCUGGAGAAUCUGACGAACGGGGGCAUCCUGGAGCUGAUGAUGCGCUACCUGAAGGGCAUGGGCCACAAGUUCCUGUUGGCGUGGCCCCCAGGCCUGGCGGAGGUUGUGCUCAGCAUCUACCACAGCUGGAGGCGGCACAGCACCAGCCUGCCCAACCCACUGCUGAGGGACUGCAGCAACAGACACAUCAAGGAUAUGAUGCUGAUGUCUCUUUCCUGCAUGGAGCUCCAGCUGGACCAGUGGCUGCUGACCAAAGGCAGAAGCCCUACAGUGUCUCCUCGGAACUGCCCUGCGGGUGUGGUGAAUGGCAGGUUUGGCCCUGAUUUCCCAGGAACACAUUUCCUGGGGGACCUCCUGCAGCUGUCGUUUGCCUCCUCCCAGCGGGACUUGUUUGAGGACGGCUGGUUGGAGUUUGUCGUCCGCGUUUAUUGGUUGAAGGCUCGGUUUCUGGCGCUGCAGGGAGACAUGGAGCAGGCCCUGGAGAACUAUGACAUCUGCACGGAAAUGCUGCAUAGCUCAACAGCCAUCCGGGCAGAGGCUGGGGCAGAGCCGAGGGACAUCGUCAUCCGCCUGCCCAACCUUCAAAAUGACUCCGUUGUGUCUCUGGAGGAGAUUGAUAAGAACUUAAAGUCCCUGGAGCGGUGCCAGUCCCUGGAAGAGAUUCAGCGGCUCUACGAGGCGGGUGACUACAAGGCCGUGGUGCACCUGCUGCGCCCCACCUUGUGCACCAGCGGCUUCGACCGGGCCAAGCACCUGGAGUUCAUGACGUCCAUCCCCGAGCGGCCGGCUCAGCUGCUGCUGCUGCAGGACUCCCUGCUCCGACUCAAGGACUACCGGCAGUGUUUUGAGUGCUCCGACGUGGCCCUGAAUGAGGCGGUGCAGCAGAUGGUGAACGCGAGUGACGCGGCGGCCAAGGAGGAGUGGGUCACGACCGUCACGCAGCUGCUGCUGGGCAUCGAGCAGGCGCUGUCGGCCGGCGGCGGUGGCAGCAUCCUCAAGGAGUCGUCCUCGGCCACAGGCCUGGUCCGGCUCACCAGCAACCUCAUCCAGGUCAUCGACUGCAGCAUGGCGGUGCAGGAGGAGCCCAAGGAGCCCCACGUCUCCUCCGUGCUGCCCUGGAUCAUCCUGCACCGGAUCAUCUGGCAGGAAGAGGACACCUUCCGCUCCCUGUGCCACCAGCAACAGCUUCAGAACCCAGUGGACGAAGUGAUGUCCGAGACGCCCAUGCUCCCGUCCUCUCUCAUGCUGCUCAACACCGCCCACGAGUACCUGGGCAGGAGGUGCUGGUGCUGCAAUUCAGACGGGGCUCUGCUGCGAUUCUACGUGAGGGUGCUCCAGAAGGAGCUGGCUGCAUCUGCCUCUGAGGACACGCACCCCUACAAGGAGGAGCUGGAGACGGCCCUAGAGCAGUGCUUCUACUGCCUGUACAGCUUCCCCAGCAAGAAGAGCAAGGCGCGCUACUUGGAGGAGCACUCUGCCCAGCAGGUGGACCUUAUAUGGGAGGAUGCCCUGUUCAUGUUUGAUUAUUUUAAGCCCAAGACCCUUCCUGAAUUUGAUAGUUACAAGACCAGCACUGUGUCUGCUGACUUGGCCAACCUCUUGAAGAGGAUCGCCACUAUCGUGCCCCGCACGGAGAGGCCAACCCUGAGCCUCGAGAAAGUCUCUGCCUACAUCGAGGGGACCUUGGCUGAGGCGCCCUGCCUCCCGGAAGGGGCCGACCCCUCCCCUCCUGUGGUGAACGAGCUCUACUACCUGCUGGCUGAUUACCACUUCAAGAACAAGGAGCAGUCCAAGGCCAUCAAGUUCUACAUGCACGACAUCUGCAUCUGCCCCAAUCGGUUCGAUUCCUGGGCAGGCAUGGCCCUGGCCCGGGCCAGUCGCAUUCAGGACAAGCUGAACUCCAAUGAGCUCAAGAGUGAUGGGCCCAUCUGGAAGCAUGCCACGCCAGUCCUGAACUGCUUCCGACGUGCCUUGGAGAUCGACAGCUCCAACCUGUCCCUGUGGAUCGAGUACGGCACCAUGUCCUACGCGCUGCACUCGUUUGCCUCGCGCCAGCUGAAGCAGUGGAGAAGCGAGCUACCCCCCGAGGUGGUGCAGCAGAUGGAAGGCCGGCGUGACAGCAUGCUGGAGACCGCCAGGCACUGCUUCACCUCGGCGGCCCGCUGCGAAGGGGACGGGGACGAGGAGGAGUGGCUCAUCCACUACAUGCUGGGCAAGGUGGCCGAGAAGCAGCAGCAGCCGCCCGCCGUCUACCUUCUGCACUACAGGCAGGCCAGCCACUACCUGCACGAGGAGGCCGCCCGCUACCCCAAGAAGAUCCACUACCACAACCCGCCCGAGCUGGCCAUGGAGGCCCUGGAGGUCUACUUCCGGCUCCAUGCGUCCAUCCUGAAGCUCCUGGGGAAGCCAGACUCCGGGGUUGGCGCAGAGGUCCUGGUCAACUUCAUGAAGGAGGCUGCCGAAGGACCCUUUGCCAGGGGCGAGGAGAAGAACACGCCCAAAGCGUCAGAAAAGGAGAAGGCCUGCCUGGUGGACGAGGACUCCCACUCUUCAGCUGGGACACUGCCGGGCCCCGGAGCCUCGCUCCCCUCCUCCUCUGGCCCAGGUCUGACAUCCCCACCUUACACAGCCACUCCGAUUGACCACGAUUACGUCAAAUGUAAAAAACCCCAGCAGCAGGCGACGCCGGACGGUACAGUCCCUGUUCCCCUCUGCAGCCCGGGCGGCACGCCCCCGCGGGAGGGCGCUUCGGGCAGCCAGGCGCUUUGUUUUGAGCGUAGCCAGGACAGCACGGCGGUGGCACUCUCUGACUCCAGCUCGACACAGGACUUCUUUAACGAGCCAGCCAGCUCCCUGGAGGGCCUCCGGAAGCCCUACGCAGAAAAGAGGUUGCCUGUGGCCAGUUCCCAAGCGGGACCUGCCAGCAAAGACCUGCAGGCGGCCUCUGAGGACAGAGGGAAAAUGGACGAGUCCCUGGAGAGCCCAGAAGGCUUCCGGGCCACAGAACAAGGCAGCCAGAGGCCUGGUGCAGACCCCCCAGCCGCUGCCUGCGUCCCUGUCAGGGCCCCAGUGGCUGCACCUACCCAGUGGGAUGGGAGGAAGAGAGGAGACCCCCCAGGGGAGCCCUCGGCAUUCCCGCAGGGGCUGCCCACGGGCGCCGAGGAGCAGCGCCAGUUCCUCACCGAGCAGUGCAUCGCCUCCUUCCGCCUGUGCCUCAGCCGCUUCCCCCAGCACUACAAGAGCCUGUACCGGCUGGCCUUCCUCUACACCUACAGCAAGACCCAUCGGAACCUCCAGUGGGCCCGCGAUGUGUUGCUAGGCAGCGGUAUCCCGUGGCAACAGCUGCGGCACAUGCCGGCACAGGGGCUCUUCUGCGAGAGAAACAAGACCAAUUUCUUCAACGGCAUCUGGCGGAUCCCUGUGGACGAGAUCGACCGGCCGGGCAGCUUCGCCUGGCACAUGAACCGCUCCAUCGUGCUGCUGCUCAAGGUGCUGGCCCAGCUCCGGGACCACAGCACCCUGCUGAAGGUGUCCUCCAUGCUGCAGCGGACCCCGGACCAGGGCAAGAAGUAUUUGCGAGAUGCUGACCGCCAGGUGCUGGCACAGCGGGCCUUCAUCCUCACUGUGAAGGUGCUGGAGGACACGCUGAGCGAGCUCUCCGAGGAAACCGAGCGCCCAGGACCCAAGGCCUGUGGCGGCCCUGGAGCCAGGAUGACCACCGAUGUCUCCCACAAGGCCAGUCCCGAGGAGGGCCAGGAGGGCCUCCCCCAUCCUAAGAAGCCUCCUCUGGCUGAUGGCUUAGGGCCAGGGCCAGAGCCCGGGGGCAAAGUGGGCCCCCUCAACCACCGGCCUGUGGCCACCGAUGCCGGGGACAGCACAGACCAGGGUGGGGAACGGAAGGACAAGGAGAGCCUCCGGGCAGGGCCCACGGAGCCCAUGGACACGGGCGAGGCCACACGGCGCUUGGACACUGAGCGGACACCGUCCCUGGCCACGGGCCGCACCCCACGGGACCGGGGCCCCGAGAACCGGCCCACCGAGCUGUCCCUGGAGGAGCUGAGCAUCAGCUCCCGGCAGCAGCCCAGCGCCCCCGCCCCGUCGCAGCCCGCCCCCGCCGCCACUGCCACCGCCAAGGGGGGCAGCUCCCUCGACGAGGCGCCCCCACGGCCCAGCCGCAAGAGGAAGCUCCUGGAGGACACCGAGUCGGGCAAGACGCUGCUGCUGGAUGCCUACCGCGUGUGGCAGCAAGGACAGAAGGGUGCAGCCUGCGACCUGGGCCGCAUUGAGAGGAUCAUGUCCGAGACCUACAUGCUCAUCAAGCAGGUGGAUGAGGAGGCGGCCCUGGAACAGGCUGUGAAGUUCUGUCAGGUCCACCUUGGAACCGCGGCACAGAGGCAGUCCGCAGGGGACGCGCCCACCACCCCGAAGCACCCCAAGGACAGCCGAGAAAACUUCUUCCCUGCGGCGGCCGCCCCCACAGCCCCUGACCAUGCCCCCGCGGACACCCUCCAGCGGCCCAGCGACCCCCACGCCAAGUCCCGCCCUGCGCCAGCAUCCACUGCCACCACCACCGUCAUCCCCUGCCCCCCGUCCAUGUCCACCUCAACGCCAGACCUGUCCAGGGACUCCGGUCCUCCCCGGCCACCCAGGCCCGAGGCCGCCCCCAAUGUGCCCUGUCUGGGCUCAGGGGAGGAGCUGCCAGGAGGGGCGGAGCCGAGCCCCAGCGAGCAGGUGAAGAUGGCCCCCGAGGGUGCCCCGGCAGAGCUGCACUGCUGGGUGGCGGAGGCGGGCGCCGAGCCCACCUGCAGCCAGGUCGCCAGCGCCAGGCUCCCCGGCAGCGCGAGCACCCAGCACCCCGAGGGCCAUUCCGGCAAAGCCGAGCCCAGCCGGGCCAAGUCGCGCCUCCUGCCCAGCAUGCCCAAGCUGGUCAUCCCCUCCGCGGCCACCAAGUUCCCUCCCGAGAUCACCGUCACGCCACCCACCCCGACCCUGCUCUCGCCCAAGGGCAGUAUCUCGGAGGAGACCAAGCAGAAGCUGAAGUCGGCCAUCCUGUCUGCCCAGUCAGCCGCCAACGUGCGGAAGGAGAGCCUGUGCCAGCCGGCCCUGGAGGUGCUGGAGACGUCGAGCCAGGAGUCCUCACUCGAGAGCGAGACGGACGAGGACGACGACGACAUGGACAUCUGAGUGGGCGCACUGCCCGCCCGCCCGCCCGCCUCUUCCCCGGGGCCGUGCCCCCCUGCAUGGACGCAGCGGAGCCCAGCUCAGCCCAGGGCAGGGCAGCACCCGCUCCGCCCCGCGGGGCCCUGUCUAUGAAAUCUGACUCUGGCGUGGCCACCCCCGGCCCAGGUGGUCACUGGGGUGGGGGGGUGGUCACCCAGGGUCGGGCUCCCCCCUCUCCCUUUUUUGGUUUCUUUUCUAAUAAAGACGGAACAGUUGUC